Lindgomyces ingoldianus is the source of this 1314-nucleotide messenger RNA. RefSeq lists its product as uncharacterized. Bases 1 to 1314 code for a protein of 437 amino acids. NCBI's taxonomy places the organism in Eukaryota, Fungi, Ascomycota, Dothideomycetes, Pleosporales, Lindgomycetaceae. The record is from RefSeq and is a predicted model, not a curated record. The transcript is spliced from 10 exons.
AUGCGCUCCUCGAUUGCGUUCUACCCAAACAGUUCUGAUAUUGUUUCUGGUGGGGUCACCAGAAACUCGCUUGAAGGGUUGGGCACCACCCAUAUCCAGAUUGAGGCAAUUAUCGUUUGCGUGACGAUUCGUUUUGGGAUCACCCAGGCCUCCCAGCAAGAAAUAGACUGGAGAGUGUGGGAUAAAGUGAGUGUAGGAUCCACCUGUAAAUGUCUCAACAGAGGACUUGGGGCAGGCGGGAUUUUAAACGCCAAUAUUGUUGAAAUACUGCUGCAGAGAGGUGUGAAAUUCUCAGAGGAGGCAAGCUCAAGCAGUCCUCUUGGAACAACUAUAAUCCUUUCGGCACACCAAUGGUCCUUGAAUUCGAACUUUCUCUUGACUUUCGUACGGGCACACACUAACGGGGAUUCUCACCUAAAACUCUCCCAGGAUUUUUCUAUUCAGGUAUCCGCCAAGAUACCAAAUUGGGAAAGCAUUGAAUUAUCCAGAGCUCGGAGCCCUGGAGUGUUUCAUUAUUGGAUCUAUCGCAAGCGCGCUUUUCGAGCAAACCAUUACGAAAAUAUGAUUUCGGGCAUAAAUUCGCACCUUCUUAGCUUCUCCCUACUUCUAACCAACUGUAUUUGGCUACAGACCUUCAGAUCUAAUCUCCACUGUUGUGGCCAAAUUGACCUUACAGGCGUAAUCCACAGAUAUUUUCCAGGGGUUUCAUUUCGGCGUUCGGGUUUAGGAGUUUAUAGGCUCAUGCUCGAGAUGUUCGAUUUUGGUUUUUAUUCAAGGCUUCGAAACGGCGCUCUCAUAGCAGCGCUAGCCAGGCGUUUCAAGGGCGGGAAUGGUUCAUUGGAAUCAGUGCCAUUCUUUGAUAUUUCCAGCUCUGAUCUAGGGGACUCCAAGGCUCAGGCCAUGACGGUCAGCAUUCAGCUUUUUGAAUAUGAUUCAUUAACGGACCUCAAAACUUUGAUCGGGAGUAGUGUAUCCAGUAGUCUUCGUAUGCGUUCCAUAGGAUACCAUGGCAACAUCUUGGAGUCCAAUACCGGGGAUCAUAAGUCAAUUUCCCUAAUCCGCGAGCGUAGAUUUUCUAGUUUCGGGCUCAGCCAUCGAAAUCUAGCGCUUGGAAGAACAAGAGACAUAGCAGCGCUUUCCGUAGAAACCCGUAGUGAAAGAUUCUUGAAACCACCGGUCUUCGUAGGGUUUGCAGUAUACUGCUCAACGUUUACAGUGUUCGUAGAGUAUUGGUCUUUGACUGAGGGGCUCCAGAGAUCUGCCGCCGUAGUUCUCCUUUAUCGUAGAAUUUUUAAGGUGCUCCAUAGAGAGUGA